Messenger RNA from Halteromyces radiatus, 1074 nucleotides. Its product is annotated as major facilitator superfamily domain-containing protein. Lineage: Eukaryota; Fungi; Mucoromycota; Mucoromycetes; Mucorales; Cunninghamellaceae. The record is from RefSeq and is a predicted model, not a curated record. Gene Ontology annotation, cellular component: fungal-type vacuole membrane. The coding region runs from base 1 to 1074 and encodes 357 amino acids. The transcript has 4 exons. Gene Ontology annotation, biological process: transmembrane transport. Gene Ontology annotation, molecular function: transmembrane transporter activity.
AUGAAUGCUUUAUCAUGGAUUGGUAGUCUUUGGUUAGCAAUGGCUGUGAUCUUGGGUCCUGUUUAUGGUUAUGUAGCUUAUAAGAUAGGUUAUCGAUGGAUUCUUAUUGGUGCUGUACUUUGUAAUACAAUUGCAUUGAUGAUGGCUAGUAUAGCUAAUGAGAUUUGGCAAUUGAUGUUAACCCAAGGAGUUUUAGCUGGAUUUGGUGCUUCUUUGGCAUGGUUUCCAUGUAUUAGUGCUCCACAACAAUAUUUUACUAAACGACGUGGUUUUGCUGUAGGUGUAGCUAUUUCUGGUAGUGGAUUCGGUGGACUUGUCAUGUCCAACAUUGUUGAAGCCAUCAAUUCUACUUUAGGUAUUCGUUGGUCUUUACGUGUUGUUGGUUUUAUCAAUUUGGCUUUACUUUCAUUUGCUGCAUGUGUGGUUCGUCCUUUGAAUCCUCCUCCUCCUUGUAAAUUCUCUCAAUCAUUCAACUUGAAACCAUUUCAAAAUGUUCAAUUCUGUCUCUUAUUUUGUAUUCAACUUAUUGGGAAUUUUGCAUUUAAUGUACCUUCAAGUUAUUUACCUUCAUAUGCGGAUCAUCUUCAUUUGGAUCGAUGGAUUCGUAGCAACUUAUCAGCUAUUUUAUCUGGAGUGAUGAUUAUUGGCAAGAUUGGUAGUGGAACACUUAGUGAUUAUAUUGGUCGAGCCAACAUGUGUACAAUUUGUAUUAUGAUGACGGGUGUGAUGUGUUUAGUACUUUGGUUACCAGCAACGAAUUCAGCAGAAAUUUGGGCAUUUGCAGCAACAUUUGGACUUUUUGGAGGUGGUUAUAUGGUGAUGGUACCAGCCGUAUUAGCUCAAUGUGUCGGUAUGGAUAUGAUUGAAGCUAGUAAUGGUCUCUUAUUUUUUGCUUGGUUCUUUGGUGGUCUCUUUGGUUCUCCUAUUUGUGCUGCGUUGAUCGAUAGCGAAAGUGGAAACCCGACUUAUUCUCAUGCUAUUAUCUUUGGUGGUGUAUUGAUGGUAUUUGCUGGUUGUUUGGCUUGGGCUGUUCGUGUACUUCGUGCCGGUUGGAAUCCAUUUAUCAAAGCUUAG